GCUUCAAUUGAAGAAGAUGGCAAAGACAUAAUUCCAGUUUCAGAACAGAAGAUACAAGGUGGAGAAAUGGUGGUUCUGAAGAGGUUCAAGAAAAAGACGAGAAAGGAGGAAAGUGGGGAGAUGGGGUUGGAUAAUAUGCAGGGAAAUGAGAGCCAAAUAAGCAAAGAGUUAGUUCUGAAACAGGAAAGGAAAAGGAUUUCGUGGAAGAGGGAUAAGGAAGGGAAGGAGGCUCAAGAUGAGCCUAACAGAGGGGAGCCAAAGGAGGAUGUCUGGGUGGUAAAGGGAAGAGAAUGCCUUAAAGAUUUGGACCUUGAUAUUAUGUAUGGAGAUAUGGGUGGUGAGCAAACCUUCUUAUUAAGAGGAGGAACUAGUAGCCAGCCACCAGAUAGAAUUGAUGAGGAAGAGGAAUUGGUGGAGCAACAAGAGUCUUUGUAGGAUGAGGAUAGAGCUAUUAUAGCUCUAGAUUAAUGUUUCAUUUGGGAAUUAUUUAUUUCUACUUUGUUGAUUAUGAAUCAAAAAUUAUUAGUGUGGAAUUGUAGGGGAGCAGGGGGAAAGGAGUUGGAGAGGGGUCUAAGAAUGUUGAUUAAAGACAAACGUCCUGAUGUCAUUGUACUUCUGGAGACUAGAGUUGGUAGUCAGAGGGAAAAGGAGAUUUUUCAUAGGGUGUGGUUCCAAGAUGUCAUUGCUAUUCCAGGAGAAGGGUUUUCAGGGGGGAUUUGGAUAGCUUGGCAUGGUUGGUAUGUCACUCUUACUGAAUAGAGACUGAAUAAACAGUUUGGAAUGUUUCAGAUUAAGUUUGGUAAUGAGGAGACCUGGAGGAUUGUUUUUGCGUAUGUAUGCCCAAGGGAAAGAGAGAAACAGGACUUCUAGGAGGAGAUGGAGAAAGUUGCUGCUGGGGGUAGUGAACCUU
Messenger RNA from Neltuma alba, 910 nucleotides. RefSeq lists its product as uncharacterized. The transcript has 2 exons. Bases 67 to 435 code for a protein of 122 amino acids. NCBI's taxonomy places the organism in Eukaryota, Viridiplantae, Streptophyta, Magnoliopsida, Fabales, Fabaceae. The record is from RefSeq and is a predicted model, not a curated record.